Molecule: messenger RNA, 1407 nt
Organism: Paramecium pentaurelia
Lineage: Eukaryota; Ciliophora; Oligohymenophorea; Peniculida; Parameciidae
Source: the annotation of a GenBank genome assembly
AUGAAUAAAGCAACUCGAACAACUAGUCUAAGAUAACAUAAACUAACCUUUUUAAAAGAUAAUAAUAAUAGCUUAUAAUUAUAGACUAGGUCUUAAAGCUUUAAAUAAAACAUUAGCAUAUCUCCUGAAAAGAAAUAGUAAAUAUCUCCAACAAAAUAAAAUAGCGUAUAUAUGAAUGGAUAAUUACUAGUAUAUAAAUUUGUAAUUAUAAGAUUCGUCCUAGAUCGAAAUAUAAUUAAUAAGGCAAUUUGUCUUCUUCGAAAUUACAAGACUCCUAAAAAAUCUUUCUUAUUCAAUAAGCUUAAUAAUAAUAAUAAGUAUAACAAUAGAGGAUUGAAUAAAGUCCUGCAUUACAUAAAAAACAAUAGAGUGAUAAAGGAUUAAAAUAUGACUUACCUAAAAUAUCACCAAUUAAAGCAAGACAACCUAUUAAACAAUUAUAAUCUGAUACUAAUUAAUUGGACUUAUUUAAAAGAGAAUAAAUAAAAUAAAAUAUAACUAAAAUUGCAUAUAAUAAAUCUCAGGCUGGUAAAAAUGAAGAUAAUUUAACAAAAACAAAUUAAGAUAGUUUUAUAUCUCUUUAAUCAUUUAAAGAUACAAUGUCUUUAUUUGGUAUUUGUGAUGGACAUGGUCAAGAUGGUCAUAAAUGUAGUUAAUUUAUUCGAGAUAAUUUACCAAAAAAUAUCUAAUCUCUUAUAUCUCAAAAUUCUUCAUCUAUUUAAGAAUCCCUCUCCAAAUCAUUUAUUAGAACAAACAGUUAAUUAUGCAAUUUUGAAGAAAUAAUAACAACAUUUAGUGGUUCAACAACAGUUAUCAGUUUAAUAGUUGAUGAUACUAUUUAUACAGCAAAUGUUGGAGAUUCUAGAUCAAUUAUUUGUAGAUAAUAAAGUAAUGGAGUUAAAAGUGCUAUUUCAUUAUCAAAUGAUCAUAAGCCAGACUUACCUUAUGAAAGAAGAAGAAUUGAAUAAAGUGGAGGAAGAGUUGAACCUUAUAUUGAUUUUGAUGGUUCUAGUUUAGGUCCAGCUAGAGUUUGGUUAAAAGCAGAAGAUAUACCAGGUUUAGCUAUGAGUAGAAGUUUUGGUGACAAAGUUGCAGCAAGUUGUGGUGUUAUUUGUGAACCAGGUAAUUAUAUUAUUUAUUAUUUAGAAAUUUUAACACAUAAAAUUUAAGAAGGAGAUUUAUUUAUGGUUUUGGCAUCAGAUGGAGUAUGGGAAUUUCUAAGUAAUGAAUAAGUAUACUAAAUUAUUAAUUAAGGUGAUAGAUAUGAUAUAUCCAUAUUAUAUUUAAGAUGAAGGUAAUGCUGCAUGUGUUAGAAUAGUAAAAGAAUCUAUUAAAUUAUGGAAAUUAAAUGAUACAGUAAUAGAUGAUAUUACUGUUGUUAUUGUAUUCUUUAAUAAAUAAAAAUGA